Molecule: messenger RNA, 760 nt
Organism: Staurois parvus
Lineage: Eukaryota; Metazoa; Chordata; Amphibia; Anura; Ranidae
Source: the annotation of a GenBank genome assembly
AAGCACAAUGUACAGACAUUGAUGAGCCGAUUCAACCAGACUGGAGGGACUAACAUAUCCUCCAGGUGAUGUUCGGCUGUGAGCUGAGAGAUGACGGCACCACUGCGGGGUAUAAUCAGCACGGAUAUGGAAUGGGGAGAGAAUUCUCCUCUCUGGACACUCCAGAGGAGGGAUCUGGAUCCCGACCAUGAAUGAGGCUCAGAUCAUGGAUCCCGGUCCCCACAGAGAUGGAACAGUCCGGAGGAGAGACAGGGGGAGGAACAAGAAUUAUCUGGAGAACUGAAUGUAUAGAGUUCCCUGAUGAAACACAUCAACAAUGGGAGAGAAGAUCUGGAGAGGAAGAGUGCGUCCAGAGGUGAAGGUGUGGGGGCGCCGUCGUCAGUCGGAUGAUGUGACCAGACUUCAUUGCCUGGUGUACGGGUUUCACCCCCGACCUGUGGAUGUGAAGUGGAUGAGGAAUGGGGAGGACCAUGUUCCUUCAGAUGAAAUGACUCCAAUUCUCCCCCAUCCUGAUGGCACCUAUCAGAUCAGAGUCAGUGUGGAAGUGCCAACCAAGGAGGGAGACACUUACUUCUGUCAUGUGGACCACAGCAGUCUGGGGGAUGAGACUCUCAGUGUGAAAUGGGAUCCACCAAGCAAUGGCCUCUCAGUCGGAGUGAUCAUUGGUGCUGUUAUUGGAGUCCUUGCUGUUCUUGCUGCUAUUAUUGCAGUUGUUGUUUUGAUGAAGAAGAAGAAGAUUGGCUACAGCAGCACCAACAGU